Messenger RNA from Dipodomys spectabilis (banner-tailed kangaroo rat), 2122 nucleotides. It is a transcript of the gene Tlnrd1, whose product is annotated as talin rod domain containing 1. NCBI's taxonomy places the organism in Eukaryota, Metazoa, Chordata, Mammalia, Rodentia, Heteromyidae. Gene Ontology annotation, molecular function: actin binding. The coding region runs from base 509 to 1582 and encodes 357 amino acids. The transcript has a single exon. The record is from RefSeq and is a predicted model, not a curated record.
GCGGAAGCGGGAGAUGCACCCGGAGCGGCCGGCGUCGCCGCGGAGCGCCGCCCGGCGGGGCCGCGGCCCCUGAAGCCCACGUGCAGCGCCGACCCUCGGAGCGCCCCGCCCGGCGCAAGGACUCGGCCCCGGAGCCAGCCCGCCAGCCAGCGAGGGAGGAAGGAAGGAAGGAAGGCAACUCCCAGCCUCCGCGUCCCGCCCUCCCCGCGCCGGCCUCCGGGCCGGACCAUGCCCAGGACAGCGGCGGCCGCGCAGACGGGAGCGCCCGGGCCGCGCGGCGGCGAGGAGCGCCGGCCGUGAGUUCCCGGGGGCCCCCGGUUCAUGCUUCCCGGAGGCGGGCCUCCGCAGCGCCGCCCCGCGCCCGCGGGCGCCCCCCGCGCCGCCCCGCGCCCCCCGCCCGCGGCGGUGCAUGGCAUGAUGGUGCGCGGACGGCGCCGCGGCCCCAGCCAGCCGGGUCGCGGCGGCGGCGGGGUCCCCAGCGGCAUGCCAGUGCCCCCCGGGCGGCGCGAUGGCUAGCGGCGGCGCCGCGAAGCCCAGCGGCCAGGCGGCUUCUCCCGCGCCGGGCGCCGUCGGCGGGGCCGGCGCGCAGCCGCGGAAGAGGCUGGUGACCGUGUGCGACCUCUGCAAGGCCAAGAUGCAGCUGGUGGCCGACCUGCUGCUGCUGUCCAGCGAAGCCCGGCCGGUGCUCGCCGAGGGCCCCGCGGGCGCCGAGUCCUUCGAGCAGUGCCGAGACUCCAUCAUCGCGCGCACCAAGGGCCUCUCCAUCCUGACGCACGACGUGCAGAGCCAGCUCAACAUGGGCCGCUUCACCGAGGCGGGCGACAGCCUGGCCGAGCUGGGCGAGCUGGUGGUGGCCCUGACCGAGUGCUCGGCCCACGCGGCCUACCUGGCGGCCGUGGCCACGCCGGGCGCGCAGCCCGCGCAGCCGGGCCUGGUGGACCGCUACCGCGUGACGCGCUGCCGCCACGAGGUGGAGCAGGGCUGCGCCGUGCUGCGCGCCACGCCGCUGGCCGACCUCACGCCGCAGCUGCUGCUCGAGGUGUCGCAGGGGCUGUCGCGCAACCUGCGGCUGCUGACGGACGCGUGCGCGCUGGCCAGCGACGGCUCCCGGGACCGCUUCGCGCGCGAGCAGUUCAAGCUGGGCGUCAAGGGCAUGAGCGCCAGCGCCUCGGCGCUGCUGGCCUGCGUGCGCGAGGUGAAGGCGGCGCCCAGCGAGCUGGCGCGCAGCCGCUGCGCGCUCUUCUGCGGGCCGCUGGUGCAGGCCGUGGGCGCGCUGGUGGGCUUCGCCACCGAGCCGCAGUUCCUGGGGCGCGCGGCGGCCGUGAGCGCCGAGGGCAAGGCGGUGCAGACCGCCAUUCUGGGGGGCGCCAUGAGCGUCGUGUCGGCCUGCGUGCUCCUGACCCAGUGCCUCAGGGAUCUGGCCCAGCACCCCGACGGGGGCGCCAAGAUGUCAGACCACAGGGAGAGGCUGCGGAGCUCGGCCUGCGCCGUGUCUGAAGGCUGCACCCUGCUAUCUCAGGCUUUACGGGAGAGGUCUUCGCCCCGGACUUUACCGCCAGUGAAUUCCAAUUCUGUGAAUUAGCGCCCCCCGACUCCCGCCCCGGGCCGAGAGAAGAUGGAUGGCGACCCUGCGCCCCCCUCCGUGUAUACCAAAGAGAUCCUGAGCGCGCCCCUCCCUUCCCCUCCGAGGCUGUGGAGGGGUCUCCGAGGGCGGAGCCGUGCGCCCGCCCCGCACCCCUGCGCGCCCGGCCCAGCCCGGGAAACUCGAGAUGGCGAUCGUGGUGGCAGCGGCGCCCCUCACCCGGCACCCCAACUGCGGACCAUUGGGCGGGAAGGUGGUUCAUUUCUUCUUCCUUUUAAUCAAAAGAAAGGUUACCUCAGUUUUCACUCCCUAGACAUGGAUGUAGCUACCUUUUUUGUAUGUCGUUAUUUUUUGUUGUUGAUAGGAGUAUACUUGGUGUGGGAAGGAUGCCUUUGCCAUGUGGUUUGGAGACGGGGGAGAGCUACUGUGAGCGUGUGUUAUUUUAUAAUUUACACUAUAGAGUGAUUCCCCCCCCAUGUCAAGUUUUUACCUUGCAUGUACUGGAGUAUUUAUUUCAUCUAUUAAAUGUUAUGUUUCUCA